CACAAAUUAAUACCAUUAAUUACAAUAAAUACAACGCGCGUCUCCUGUUCCUUUUAACCUUUUUUUGUUCUACAAACACGCUUUAAUAAAAGGUUGGAGGUGGGGAUUAAAUGAUGAUCUGUGAAACUAGAGCUAAAUACAAGUUGCAACACUUUGAAAAGCAUUCGGUGACAAGACAGCUAUGUAGUAUUAUUAGAUUUAAGAUGUACCGGUAACAAUUUUUACAAAACGCUUCGAGUGUUUAAAAGACGGCGAUUGUUGUUGUUGUAAAUAUCAACAAGAAAACUCUGAUAUGGAACUAACUGGAUUCCAGAAAAUAUAUUUUUUGACAGACCGGCGAAAGCGUGGCUUUGACUACCUAACUUCAGAUUCACAACAGGAAGCAGUCUGACACACUGAAAAACGCCGUGGCCAAUGAAUGAUUAAGAAGUUACUUAAAUUACUUUUGUGUUGAAAAUUCAGUCGCCGUGCUCGUGCAUACUGUUUCCGAUGUAUUUCGUUUUUUUAUGGCCUAUAGUGUUCUUAAUUGCCUCGGUAAUUUCUGGAUGAUUUGCCCAGUCGCUGUGCCCUGAAGGUCACUUUUCCCACUCCCGUCAACUGGGUUUUUAUUUGGAAGUGCGUCUGGUGUCAGAACAGAGUAUAAAGGAUUACACAGUUGUGCUAAAUUACCUUGAGUGGUCAUUUUGACAUAUUUACAUAAUGGAGGGUUAUUUUAGAAUAAUAAGGACCCUUUAUGGGACAUUGGAGAAUAAAGCCGGCAGUUUAGCUGCACUACAUUCUUCACUUUGUGUGAAAUGUGGAAAUGUUCUUGGUCGUUCAAAUUACUACCCCUUCAACAAAAUAAGAACGUUUACUGCACAACACUCGAGGGCGGGACGUCAGUGUCAGACACUGUUACUGGUGGAUUCAGCAAUUUUUUGUCGUCAGAGAGUGACCGAUACUUCACAGACUGCUCUAGCUAAUGUGGUUCCAGUAUUUGCUGUGAUUAAAUUUGACAAAGAGGGGAAUGUGACUUCAUUUGAGCGAAAGAAGACUGAAUUGUACCAAGAACUGAGCCUCCAAGCUCGUGAUUUACGAUUCCAGCAUUUAACAAGUAUAACCACCAGAAAUAAUAAAAUCAUUCUGAGGAUGGAGUUUCUAAAGGCUGUGAUUUCCCCGGAUUACCUUUUGAUCCUGGAUUAUCGAAACCUGAACCUGGAGCGCUGGCUCUUCAGAGACCUGGCUUCCCAGAUUGCUGGAGAUGGGCAGCUUGUCACUUACUCCUUACCGUUUGAGUUUAGAGCCAUAGAAGCCAUACUUCAACACAGGAUUGAUAACCUUCAUGCUCGGCUACAUGAGCUACAGCCAAAGAUACUUGAAACCCUGGAAUCGCUUGUGGAUCCCAAAAUGUUAUCGGUUGAUAGGAGCAAACUGCACGUUUUACUACAGAACAGUAAGAACCUAUCUGAGCUGGAGACUGAUAUCAAAGUUUUUAAGGAGUCUCUGUUGGAGAUUCUGGAUGAAGAGGAGUUAAUAGAAGAACUGUGUCUCACAAAGUGGACUGAUCCUCAAGUUUUUGAGGAGAGCAGCUUGGGAAUAGAUCAUGCAGAGGAAAUGGAGCAGCUUCUGGAGAAUUAUUACAGACAGGCCGAGGAUCUAGCAAAUACAGCCCGAGAACUGAAAGUGCUCAUCGAUGACUCUGAAAGCGUCAUCUUUAUUAAUCUGGACAGCCACCGCAAUGUUAUGAUGAGACUUAAUCUUCAGCUGACGAUGGGGACCUUUUCUAUUUCCUUGUUUGGACUGAUGGGAGUUGCAUUUGGUAUGAAUCUGGAGUCCUCCUUUGAAGAGGAUCCAAUGGUCUUCUGGCUGGUCACAGGAUUAAUGUUUUUAGGAAGUGGGCUUAUCUGGAGGCGCCUUCUUUCCUUCUUAGGACAGCACCUUAAGCCUGCCUCCCCACCACCGAUGCCUCCCAUAUGGAAGAAGGGUCAGCUAAGCUGCUUGAGAGGGUCGGACACAAAAACUGGACUGAGAACAGAAUAUUUUCCUUCAAGCAAGAAUCCUCUCAUGAAUCACAAAUAGUAACUUGGUAUAUGAUACUUGAUCCUAUUCAGAUUGGUGAAUUUAAGUGUAUUGUCUUUCCUGUGUUGGCAAACAUAAAAUAUGCUGAGAGUUGUAAUUAUUACCAUAAUUAGAAUGAAGAGUUUUACAAGUUGCACAUUUUUAAAGCUUAGAAUGUAUUUUCACAGUGCAACCAAAUUGAAAGCAUACCAACAGGAGUUGUGGACUCAGUUGAAACAAUUCAACUUAUCCUAGUAAAUGUCCAUGGGAAACAAUGGGGAUAUGUAACUCAGCAGAAUAGAAUACUUUGUAACAAUGCCUACAACUGAAUGGAUGAAAAGUGGUCCUCCACUAAAACUGCCUUUAAUGUAAAGUAUUUUCUUAGGUGUUUCAUAAAUUGUGGCUCCCAAAGACUUAUUUAUUUAAACACAAUAUUUAAGGCGUUCUGCUACAGUUGUUUCAGUGCAUCCUUGGGGGCAUGUGUUUUGAGAUGUGAAAAAAACAUAUUACAUAUUCUCGCAUGUUUUUGUACAGUAUAUCAAAUUGAGUAAAUCUCAAUUAGAUGCCCUCAUUGUUGUUGUAUUUUUAUUUUAUACUCUCUUCUUUAUAAAUAGCAUAUGAGAAAUCAACCAAUCACCAUUAAGGAUUUGUCAAGGAUCUUCUCUGUGUACAGAGGUCAUCUGAGGCAUAGAACAUUUGGCACAAUUAUAAAAUAAAAAGCUUUUUUAGUAGUGUGUACAAGAUCCAUUAUGUUAUUAAUGAUACGUUAAUAUGUCGUGUAGGGUUUCUCUUAUUAUGAGACCAAAUUUUGCACAUUUUGAGCAGCCUUAUACACAUAGGGGCGAAUGUAAGGAUAGGCAUAGUGCAAACAAUUGCGACUGCAAAAUCCAAAUUAUCUAGCGGCCAGGCAAUUAUUUUGUAUUAUUUUUCAAUUACUGGGUCUAAGGUGACCUAAAGCCUUACCACCGCAUCCUCCUGCAUCCCAAAUAAAGUGACUCUGGGUUUAAGUAUGCAGGGUCUUCUCUGUCUUGCCUUUCUACGAAGGUUCCUGCCUGUCCUCAACAAGAGCCAAGCGUCGCCGCAUAAGGAAGUGUACCACAGCAGCCAUCCUGAGGCCAAUGACAGGUCUCUGCAGGUGUGUGCUUUUAUACAGCUCUUAAUUACUUGUUUCUACAAUGGUUUGAACCUUGUCAGAGGAGGAGUAAAGUUUUUGAAGGGUCAGCAAUUGCCCAAGUUCAAGGCAAAAUCCUUACAUCGCAUUAUAAUGUUUGCGCCCACUUAGUAUUCCAGAUCCCCGCCCAAUUCCAUGAUGUUUUCUUCAUUUGAAUACAUUUCAAUAUCAUUUAAAUGGAUUAAUGAUGGUAAAGUGCUAAUUUGAUAGCAGGUGCAGAACACCAGGUGAAAACCAUUCUUUACAUAAGCUGCAUUUUUAGUGGCUGCUAAUGUCCCACUUUACAGCCGCUAAACACAGUUUGUGAACACCGAUUUUGGACACAAUAUGUUCUAAAUAGGAUUGGCAAUUUCUUUUAAUUAAUAAAUUACCAGUAGUGUAUUUUCCUUCAGCAUUUUUCAAAUAAAUUCAUCCACUGCUGUUUUCCCUAAA
Messenger RNA from Acipenser ruthenus (sterlet), 3640 nucleotides. RefSeq names its product magnesium transporter MRS2 homolog, mitochondrial-like. Gene Ontology annotation, molecular function: magnesium ion transmembrane transporter activity. Bases 700 to 2058 code for a protein of 452 amino acids. The record is from RefSeq and is a predicted model, not a curated record. Gene Ontology annotation, cellular component: mitochondrial inner membrane. The transcript is spliced from 11 exons. Lineage: Eukaryota; Metazoa; Chordata; Actinopteri; Acipenseriformes; Acipenseridae. Gene Ontology annotation, biological process: mitochondrial magnesium ion transmembrane transport.